Procambarus clarkii (red swamp crayfish) is the source of this 1071-nucleotide messenger RNA. Its product is annotated as PE-PGRS family protein PE_PGRS16-like. NCBI's taxonomy places the organism in Eukaryota, Metazoa, Arthropoda, Malacostraca, Decapoda, Cambaridae. The record is from RefSeq and is a predicted model, not a curated record.
AUGGUGCAGGGGCUCAACAAGUGGUGCGAGCACCAUGGUGCAGGGGCUCAACAAGUGGUGCGAGCACCAUGGUGCAAGGGCUCAACAAGUGGUGCGAGCACCAUGGUGCAGGGGCUCAACAAGUGGUGCGAGCACCAUGGUGCAGGGGCUCAACAAGUGGUGACCACGUGGUCUCGUGGCUAUGAGGGCAGAACACGUGGUCAUGAGGGCGGAACACGUGGUCACGAGGGCGGAACACGUGGUCAUGAGGGCGGAACACGUGGUCAUGAGGGCGGAACACGUGGUCACGAGGGCGGAACACGUGGUCACGAGGGCGGAACACGUGGUCACGAGGGCGGAACACGUGGUCACGAGGGCGGAACACGUGGUCACGAGGGCGGAACACGUGGUCACGAGGGCGGAACACGUGGUCACGAGGGCGGAGCACGUGGUCACGAGGGCGGAACACGUGGUCACGAGGGCGGAACACGUGGUCACGAGGGCGGAACACGUGGUCACGAGGGCGGAACACGUGGUCACGAGGGCGGAACACGUGGUCACGAGGGUGGAACACGUGGUCACGAGGGCGGAACACGUGGUCACGAGGGCGGAACACGUGGUCACGAGGGCGGAACACGUGGUCACGAGGGCGGAACACGUGGUCACGAGGGCGGAACACGUGGUCACGAGGGCGGAACACGUGGUCACGAGGGCGGAACACGUGGUCACGAGGGCGAAACACGUAGUCACGAGGGCGGAACACGUGGUCACGAGGGCGGAACACGUGGUCACGAGGGCGGAACACGUGGUCACGAGGGCGGAACACGUGGUCACGAGGGCGGAACACGUGGUCACGAGGGCGAAACACGUGGUCACGAGGGCGGAACACGUGGUCACGAGGGCGGAACACGUGGUCACGAGGGCGGAACACGUGGUCACGAGGGCGGAACACGUGGUCAUGAGGGCAGAGCACGUGGUCACGAGGGCGGAACACGUGGUCACGAGGGCGGAACACGUGGUCACGAGGGCAUGAGGAACAACACAGGAAAUAUUUACAGGACGGCUACUACAGAUUCUCUCACCAACUGGUGA